Messenger RNA from Zea mays, 3650 nucleotides. RefSeq lists its product as uncharacterized. Gene Ontology annotation, biological process: phosphatidylinositol phosphate biosynthetic process. The transcript has 9 exons. Gene Ontology annotation, cellular component: plasma membrane. Gene Ontology annotation, molecular function: 1-phosphatidylinositol-4-phosphate 5-kinase activity; ATP binding. The record is from RefSeq and is a predicted model, not a curated record. Bases 928 to 3348 code for a protein of 806 amino acids. Lineage: Eukaryota; Viridiplantae; Streptophyta; Magnoliopsida; Poales; Poaceae.
AUGCAUGGAUUGCUGCUGUUCCGGCGAUCUUCCGGCCAGAGCAUGAGAUAGAUCGAUCGAUCGAGAGUACUACCGGCCGGCCAGAGCAUCUGCUACUGUUCCGGCGAUCUUCCAUCAGCGGAUCAGCGGAGGUAUGUAAUUUACAUACCCGGCAACCUGUAAUCUACAGUUAUUUGGAAGCCCAGGAUAUAUAUAUAUAUGGAUUUGUUUUUUAGGAAAAAAAAAUUCUCAUGCAUUUUAGAUAAAUACAAAAUACACACAUUCUAGACUACGUACGCACGUAGAUUAUUUUCACUUUGCUCGUAAAUCAAUAAACAACUUUCCCAUACCAUGAGAAUGAAGGCAGGCCCAGCCCAGCCCAGCCCAGUCCAGUCCAGUCCAACCCAAACCUCAACCGACACUCCCCGUGGGGGGCGGUGCCGUCGCCGGCGACUCGCCAAUUUUGAUUUGAAGAAAAGAAACCACCAGCCACCACGCCCGCGGCCGUCAGCCGGAGGUGAAGGUGAGGCAACCAAUACCCGGAUGGAUUCCUCUAUUAGCUACGUACUAGUCUGAUUCCCCCACCGUCACUCCUCGGGCCGCCCCCAGUAUUUUUCGAUUCCAUUACCUGAGGAAUAAUCUCAUUAGUUAAUUAUUUGGGUUUGAACCAGAUACGCAUGCAAUGCAUGCAGGCAGGGUGUUCUGUUUCAUCAUUCUUUUUUUUUCUUCUCAUCUCCGGCACGGGGACGGGGAUCAGAUUCACGCCACUUUAUUAUUUAUUACUAUGCUCACCACUUCUCAGCACGCAAUUCAUUACAAAAGGGUCCCCUGCCAAGAUCCAACACUCAUGAAUUGCAACAAUACGGAUCGGAGACAGCGAGCAGAUCUCGCGGACUUGCAAUUCCUGUUUUAUCUUCUUGCCGCAGCCCCUGCUGAGCUGUGAGCUGUAUGCAUGGCAUGGCCACCCCUGUGGCGCCUCUUCUCCAUGAUGAGCCUCAAGCUGCUGGUAUCUUACUCCCAGGGACAACCCAGCAUUCAGAUCAAACAAACUCUGACUCUAGAGUUGGAGAGCUUAUACUGCCUAAUGGGGAUACUUAUCGUGGCGCGUUAUCGGGCAACACGCCACAUGGCCCAGGUUGUUAUAUCUGGUCCGAUGGUUGUGUUUAUGAGGGUGAUUGGAGGAGAGGCCUCAGGCAUGGCCGAGGCAAGACGCUGUGGCCAACAGGGGCCACCUACACAGGUGACUACUCCGGUGGCUACAUUUAUGGUCAGGGAACGUAUACCGCCGGGCUUAACAGUUACAGGGGAGGCUGGAAGCUGAAUCUUAAGCAUGGCCACCUUGGCCUACAGACAUAUCCCAACGGAGACACUUUUCAAGGUUCUUGGGUGCAUGGGCAAAUGCAGGGGCAUGGCACCUAUACCUGGGCAAAUGGGAACACUUAUGUUGGCGCCAUGAAAGAUGGGGUCAUGUCAGGCAAAGGAAUUCUCACAUGGAACAAUGGAGAUUCAUUUGAAGGGAACUGGUUAGAUGGUGCCAUGCAUGGCUAUGGAAUCUACACAUGGAAGGACUCUGGCUACUAUGUAGGAACCUGGACAAGGGGGGUCAAGGACGGAAAAGGCACGUUCUAUCCAAAAUGCCGUGGGAUUCCGGUUACCGACAUCGACGAUUUAAGAAACAGAGGUGUACUGCCUGGUGCUGAAAGCCAGACUCAUGGUUCCCGUAUCCUUCACUCUGCCUCAUCGGACAUGGCAGACAUGGUGGCUAGCAGAAAUCAGGACUCUGUAGGUAUUUCAUCUGUUAGAAGCUUGAAUUUUGAGAAAACUCGCUCCACUAAUGUGCUACUGGAAAGAAGGUGGAGCCUUGGAGUGGCUAUUGAAAAAUUCCUCGGUCGCGAAACCAAUGAAAGUUCUGCAAUUGAAAGAUGUGAAAACAAGGCUGAUUCCAACCUUCCUAUACUGGAACGGGAAUAUAUGCAAGGUGUUCUCAUCAGCGAGGUCGUGGUGGAUGCAAGCUUCUCGAAUCCAUUAAAAAGGGUAUCACGCCGCCAGAAGAAAAUAGUGAAGGACAUAAAGAAACCUGGGCAGACAAUAAUUAAAGGACAUAGGAGUUAUGAUCUGAUGCUCAGUCUGCAGCUUGGAAUCAGGUAUACAGUUGGAAAGAUUACACCUAUUCAGAGACGUGAAGUGCGAGCUUCUGAUUAUGGUUCCAGAGCAAGUUUCUGGAUGAACUUCCCCAAAAAUGGUUCACGACUUACUCCUUCACAUCAUGCUGAUAAUUUUAAAUGGAAAGACUACUGCCCAAUGGUGUUCAGAAAUUUGAGGGAGAUGUUCAAGAUUGAUGCAGCGGAUUAUAUGGUUUCCAUUUGUGGAAGUGACGCACUUAGGGAGCUAUCUUCUCCUGGAAAGAGUGGAAGUGUCUUCUUUCUAUCUCAGGAUGAUCGAUUUAUGAUCAAGACUCUACGGAAGUCUGAAGUGCAGGUUCUUCUACGAAUGCUUCCAGAGUAUUAUCACCAUGUCCGUACCUAUGAGAACACACUCAUAACUAAGUUUUUUGGCCUCCACAGGGUUAAACCGUCCAGCAGUCAAAAGUUCCGGUUUGUAGUGAUGGGAAACAUGUUUUGCACUGAACUUAGAAUUCACCGGAGGUUUGACUUGAAAGGUUCAUCCUUAGGCCGCUCAACAGACAAAGUAAAAAUCGACGAGAACACAACACUGAAAGACUUGGAUCUAAACUAUUCAUUUUAUCUCGAGCCUUCUUGGCGGCAGACUUUGCUUGCGCAAAUUGAGACCGAUAGCAAAUUUCUAAAGCAGCACGCAAUAAUGGAUUAUAGUUUGCUUCUUGGCGUUCAUUUCCGGGCUCCUCAAAGCCUACGGACACAGGCAUCCUUUCAUCAAGCAAUCCUACCAGAUAGGCUGGCUGUUCUUUCAGAAGAAGGUGCUCUGGAGGAGGAUGUUUUGAACAGUCCUGAAGGACUGGUUUUGGUUCAGCGAGCUAGUGAUCAAAAUGAUGUUGUCAUUGGUUCCCAUAUAAGGGGGGCCCGUCUUCGAUCAUCAAGUGCAAGUUUUGAGGAAGUAGAUCUCUUGCUUCCAGGCACCGCAAGGCUCCAGAUCCAACUUGGGGUUAACAUGCCGGCCAGGGCAAAACAGACGGUUGAGGAUGAUGACAGUGAAGAUAAUGGUCAGGUGUAUGAUGUGGUGCUGUACCUGGGAAUAAUUGAUAUCUUGCAGGAGUACAGCAUAAGGAAGAAGAUUGAGCAUGCUUACAAGUGCAUCCAAUAUAACUCAUUGUCAAUAUCUGUCGUGGAACCCAGUCUCUACUCGGAGCGCUUCCUGAAAUUCAUUCAAACUAUCUUUCCUGAAAAUUCAUAAAAUAAAAUCCAGUAAUUCUUCACCUACAGGAGCAAAGUGAAAGAAACAUUGUUCAGUGUGCAUUGUGGCCCUUUGCAAGUAUGCUUUUGCUACGUCCUUGAUUGAUUCUCUUUCUUUACACAUGUUGAUCAUGGUAAGGAUUUCCGGAUUACGUAUCCCAGUGGUGCUAUCCACUAGUAGUGGAUAACUGUACCUUGCCCUAUUAAUCUGAGUUGAUGACGAUUCUACCGUCUACUUCAAAUUCACACUGUCUAAACAAUGUUUUGCACAUUCACUUAUUCAUACCAGUAAAUUCAGCCUUA